AUGUCGGACACGGCUCUCGAGAGCUUCGAGCUGCUGGGCCCCAGUGCGGUGGCGCUGUCUUGGCUGGGCCUCUGGAGGCCUCCCGGUGGCCGCAGGCCGGGCUUCCGGCUGCUGGGGGCCGCCUUCGUCACCGCCGUCAACGUCUCAGCGUGCCUCAACUCUGGCACGCAGAUGCUCGUCGACACACCGGCCGAUCCAGCAGUUUUCCGCGAGGUCUUCUUCCUGUACACGUGCACUUUCUCUUGGACCAUCCGGUUGGUGACGUUCAUGCUGUACCGGAAGCGACUGCAGCAAAUGGUGCUGAGUCUACUGGAUGCAAGGAGGUUAUUCCCAGACAAUGGUACAGGUGUACGGGAGAAGUACAGCAGGACUGCCAGCACCGUGUGGAAGCUGUGGCAGACGCUACCAGCGGUGACGGUGAUGCUGUGGAUGGGAGACCCACUCAUUCGGACCCUAACGUCGUCACAAGCGAACAACAGCACCAGGCCGCUCAUCUUCUGGCUUCCCGUCGACGUGCAACACUCGCCCGCCUACGAAAUCACGUACGCCAUCCAGGCUGUUGGCGCAGGAGCAGCUGGGGAGACCAGCAUCCUGUUGGACGUUUUCUUCGUCGUUCUCUUAACCCAUGCAGCAUCUGAACUAGCAGUGCUGAACAAGAAUAUCGAAGGAAUCGGACUUUCGAAGCUCCGUGACCGAGUAAAUGAAGCAGAGAGGGACAUGAGUGUACAACUUCAAGAAAGUCGCACUGAUGAAAUGAGCAGAUCACAACCAAGCUACACGCUGAAUGGGUGUUUACCUGCACCCGUGAUCAGUGUAGGCAGUAGCGGGAAUCACUUCUUUCUGAAUAGAGAUGACAAUCGCUGGACUCUGUACAGCACUUUAGUGAAGAACAUUCGACAUCAUCAACUCAUAAUAUCGUAUAUCAAGGAUUUGGAAGUAGUGACAAGCACUUCCGUUUACCUCCUGCUGCUUGCGAAUGCACUGAAUGUUUGUUUGCAUUCAUUCGGAUUCGUGGCGUUGUUUCAGGAGGGAGCAACACGGUCGACUGUAAUUAAGGAAAUGAUCUCUUUCCCAUCCUUUCUGGGUCAGACAGCCUUAUACUGUUUCUUCGGGCAGUUGGUGAUUGACCAGGCGGAGCGCCUGCAGUUUUCUGCCUUCAGCUGCGCCUGGCCGCAGGCGGACCGUCGGUUUCGCAGGUCGCUGCGCAUCUUCAUGCUGCAGGCGGCGCGACCGCUCAGCAUCAGGGUUGGAAAACUCGUGCAGCUCUCCAGGAGCACUUUUCUGCAGGCACUGAAUACUUCGUACACUAUAUUCAACAUGCUGUUUAAUGUAGAGAAAAGAAAUUAA
Schistocerca gregaria is the source of this 1347-nucleotide messenger RNA. RefSeq lists its product as uncharacterized. Gene Ontology annotation, molecular function: odorant binding; olfactory receptor activity. The transcript is spliced from 7 exons. The coding region runs from base 1 to 1347 and encodes 448 amino acids. The record is from RefSeq and is a predicted model, not a curated record. NCBI's taxonomy places the organism in Eukaryota, Metazoa, Arthropoda, Insecta, Orthoptera, Acrididae. Gene Ontology annotation, cellular component: plasma membrane. Gene Ontology annotation, biological process: detection of chemical stimulus involved in sensory perception of smell; sensory perception of smell.